AUCACCAGUUCAUUCAUACGCGAAAGGGCAGUGAUCGAGGACGGUCCGCUAGUUCAGGUGAUCAACGUUGUAAUUAUUGAUAUCUCAGAGACGUUUAGUGACUGCAAGUGCGAAAUGUGGAGAAGCUUUCUCGUGCUAGUGUUCGGAUGCUUUGUUGUUUUGAGGGCAAGAAGUGUGCACGAAGAAGCGCAAGCACCAGUAGCAAGUAUGCAACACUGGAGAAAUGCAUUCGAUUACUCAACUAUUCCGUUAAACGAAAGAUUUGUCCGCGAGACGAAAAAAGACUGUAAAUGUACGCCGAAACCACGACAUUCUAGAAUACCCAGAAUAAGAACUGUGUUUCGAAGAAAUGAUGUGGAUAUGGAUGAUUCCGAAGAAGCUUUGGAGAAAAUGCUUGAGGAGUACAUACUGCAAACUCUGAUCAAGCGAGGAACGUUGACACCUCGUGCAAUAUACACUCCUAUUAAGCCGGCCAAGAAUGUUUUUCGCACCCAAAAACAGAUACAUCAACAGUUACCAGCAUUCAAACACGAGCGGGUAGAGUACUCCGAUGAGGAAAACUAUCGCAUGUCCAGCAACAAUCGGUUUUAUAGCCAGGAACCGGUUCCAGGGCAACUGUUAUAUCCACCAAUUUCUCCAAAGUUUUCCCAAUCUACGAGAGUAUAUCCAAGUACACAAGUGAAUAGCGUAUCUAAGCCACGCUACGUAUCGUCAAUGUUAAUUCCUCAUUUUCUGAACAACACAAUUGCUAAGCCGAAUGAAAAGGUUAGAAAUAUACUACGAAUGAAUACGACAAACACAGAAGAUGCCUCAGCCGUUACACCGAAAAAAGUACGAUACGGAAAAAAUGCAGGGCACAUUAAUUUACCUAAGGAUACAAAUCGUAGAAGCAACAUGUCAAAUAUACAGAAGUAA
This is a messenger RNA of Wyeomyia smithii (pitcher-plant mosquito), 915 nucleotides long. RefSeq lists its product as uncharacterized. The coding region runs from base 115 to 915 and encodes 266 amino acids. Lineage: Eukaryota; Metazoa; Arthropoda; Insecta; Diptera; Culicidae. The transcript has 2 exons. The record is from RefSeq and is a predicted model, not a curated record.